AUGGCGACGACUACGGCAGUUACCGCAGUGACGGAAGCUACGGCUGUGAUUCUGGGAGCUACUGGAGCGGUUGGAACGCCACUUCUUGGGCAGCUGGUUAGCGAGUCUUCGCCGUACACGCGUGUGGUGUCGUUUGCACGACGCGAGCAUCCUGCGCCACCCUCAUCGGGCAAGGUCAAGUUCGAAGAGGUGGUGGUGGAUUUCGAAAAGCUCUUCCAGAAAGACGUCUCGGAACAAGCCAAGUUCGCAGACAUCAAGGCAGAUGCGGUAUUCAUCACGAUGGGAACCACACGUGCCGCGGCUGGAUCCGGUGCUGCAUUUGAAAAGAUCGAUCGAGGCUAUGUGCUUGCUGCUGCCAAAGCGCUGCACGACCCCAAGCAUCCAGCCACGAUGGUCUACUGCUCGAGUGGAUCAGCAAGCAGCGCAUCUCGAUUCCCUUACCUCAAGAGCAAAGGUUUGACCGAAGAAGGUCUGGCCAGUAUGUAUGCCAAGACGAUCAUCAUACGUCCUGGAUUCCUGCAGAAUGCGCAGAGAAAGGAGUCUAGGGUGCUCGAAAGACUCUCGCAACCCUUGUUCAACCUCGGCGCAAAGAUCUCGGACAGCCUCCAGGCGGAUGUCAAGGACGUUGCUGCUGCCAUGGUCAAGGCAGCCCAACUUGGACCCGAGAAGCUCAACGACCAGGUACUUGCUACGCCACUCCCGAACAACUUCCGCCUUGAGCCAGAGGCGGCGGGACACCAAAUCGCCAUCGUCCUCAACAACCAUAUCCUCCAACUCACCCGUCCCCAGCAGUCUUCCUAA
Moesziomyces antarcticus is the source of this 801-nucleotide messenger RNA. RefSeq names its product nucleoside-diphosphate-sugar epimerase. Gene Ontology annotation, cellular component: cytoplasm. The record is from RefSeq and is a predicted model, not a curated record. Gene Ontology annotation, biological process: import into nucleus. The transcript is spliced from 2 exons. Bases 1 to 801 code for a protein of 266 amino acids. Lineage: Eukaryota; Fungi; Basidiomycota; Ustilaginomycetes; Ustilaginales; Ustilaginaceae.